Trypanosoma theileri is the source of this 468-nucleotide messenger RNA. RefSeq names its product glutathione peroxidase. The record is from RefSeq and is a predicted model, not a curated record. NCBI's taxonomy places the organism in Eukaryota, Euglenozoa, Kinetoplastea, Trypanosomatida, Trypanosomatidae. The coding region runs from base 1 to 468 and encodes 155 amino acids. The transcript has a single exon. Gene Ontology annotation, molecular function: glutathione peroxidase activity. Gene Ontology annotation, biological process: response to oxidative stress.
AUGAGCAGCAACACCGUGUUCGCCUACUCCGCGCUCUUGGCUGGGAAGACGGUAGCCCUCUCUAAAUACACGGGUAGUGUAACCGUGAUAGUGAACACAGCAUCACUCUGCAGUUUCACCUCUGCCAAUCUACAGCAGUUAAUUCACGUACAGGAGAAGUAUGCCUCACGUGGAAUGACCGUAUUGGCGUUUCCCUGUGCCCAGUUUGCGAAUCAGGAGCCAAAAAGUAAUGAAGAGAUACUUCAAUGGGCGGAGAAAAUGCAAAUUAACUUUCCAGUGUUUGAUAAGAUUAAAGUAAAGGGACCAAAUGCAGAUCCUUUAUUUCAGAUGCUACAGACAUCACUUGGUCCUAUACGGUGGAAUUUCACAAAAUUUGUUUGUAAUCGCCAAGGUAUUCCAUGUGUUAAACUCUCUCCUAGCUGUACACUUGAAGAACUGGAGAACUCUAUUAAGCAACAGUGCCACUAA